Messenger RNA from Rhodamnia argentea, 601 nucleotides. Its product is annotated as non-specific lipid-transfer protein 8-like. NCBI's taxonomy places the organism in Eukaryota, Viridiplantae, Streptophyta, Magnoliopsida, Myrtales, Myrtaceae. Bases 39 to 398 code for a protein of 119 amino acids. The record is from RefSeq and is a predicted model, not a curated record. Gene Ontology annotation, molecular function: lipid binding. Gene Ontology annotation, cellular component: membrane. Gene Ontology annotation, biological process: lipid transport. The transcript is spliced from 2 exons.
CCCUCCUCACACGAACAACUCGCACGCAUAAUCUCGCCAUGAGGCCUUCAAGUUUCCCGGUGCUUGCAUUGUUUGUCGCCCUCUUCCUCCUCUCCACCCGAGUCCCGGUGUCGGAAUCCGCGAUCUCGUGCAGCGACGUGUUGAAGGACCUGAGGCCGUGCGUGAGCUACCUGAAGAGCGGCUCGGGGAAGCCGCCGCCGGCAUGCUGCGCAGGGGUGUCGACGCUCGCGAAUGCGGCGACGAGCUCGGCGGAUAAGAAGGCUGCUUGCGCGUGCAUCAAGAACGCAGCCCAGAAGAUGAACCCUAACGAGCAGUUGGCCCAGGCUCUUCCUAGGAACUGUAAAGUCACCUUGCCCGUCGCUGUUUCAGCCAACGUUGAUUGUUCCAAGGUCGGCUGAAACAAUGGUGAGUCCCCAUGGUCACGGUUCAAGCUAUUUUGAUAAGCGACGAUUAUGAGCCUGUGAGUUGGAAUAAGGUGAAGGAGGAAUCUGCUGACGUUCCUUGCAUUUACGUUUCUCCCGUUUCUAUUUGCAUUUAUGAUGUGUACCGAUUGAUAAUAAAGCAUAUUGUGUCAGAAUAUGUUUGAUGGGGUGUGAUAGAA